Brassica napus (rape) is the source of this 459-nucleotide messenger RNA. RefSeq lists its product as uncharacterized. NCBI's taxonomy places the organism in Eukaryota, Viridiplantae, Streptophyta, Magnoliopsida, Brassicales, Brassicaceae. Gene Ontology annotation, molecular function: nucleic acid binding; RNA-DNA hybrid ribonuclease activity. The record is from RefSeq and is a predicted model, not a curated record. The coding region runs from base 1 to 459 and encodes 152 amino acids. The transcript has a single exon.
AUGCAGUUGCGAUGCCAAGUAGAUGCAUCGUGGACACAUGAAGACAGGAAAACGGGGCUGGGAUUUGUGCUGAUGGAGGAAGAUCAAACCGUUCUAGUUGGGCUCCAGAACGUCAUUAAGACACCGUCACCAAUACACGCAGAAGUACGAGGACUACUCUGGGCAAUGAAGACCUUGAAGAAUCGUGGCUUCGACUCAAUGCACUUUGAAACGGACUGCCUACAACUUCUAAAGCUGAUAAGAUGUGAGGACGAAUGGCCAUCCAUGGCGACUGAGAUAGAAGAUAUUUGGUUACAAUCUAAACUUUACACUAGUUUCUCUAUUUCGUUUCUACCGCGUGGUAAGAAUACUCGAGCGGACUGUUUUGCUAAAGCAGCCCGUAAUCGAACUGAUGCUUUUGUUUACGUUAGUAAUGAUACUCCUGUCUGGCUAGCUCAAGUAGCAAGGUCUUUGGAGUGA